Symbiodinium natans is the source of this 426-nucleotide messenger RNA. The record is from the annotation of a GenBank genome assembly. NCBI's taxonomy places the organism in Eukaryota, Dinophyceae, Suessiales, Symbiodiniaceae.
AUGGAGGCCAAGAACAACCAGUUCAUCCACACGACGACGGAUCCUGCAGUGGCCCUUUAUUACGCCGAAGCGUUCACUUCCGGCAGUCGGCAGCACCAGGAUGUGGCUGGCUUUCAACAAGACGGCGGCCAGGUGCUCAAUGUGUCGACACCUGCUGGAUGCUUGAAGUGGCGCAUUCCGUCGAACACUGCGGGGUACCGUUUUGCUACGAAGCACAAAGUGGUGCUGCUGAAGGGAAACAUAUCUGCAGAUCGCAUCUUGUGCACUUUGGAGACCGAAAACAUGCGCCCUCGUCAGGGCAACUGCUCUUUCGACGUGUUUGCUAACCAGUUGCCAGCCAGCAUUCCGAUGCAAAUUAGACCGCUUUCAGGAGGAGGGAACCUAUGCCGCGACGGAGACUUACGAAUUGGGAGUUCCCUGGAUGGG